Molecule: messenger RNA, 1591 nt
Organism: Chanos chanos (milkfish)
Lineage: Eukaryota; Metazoa; Chordata; Actinopteri; Gonorynchiformes; Chanidae
Gene: sftpba
Product: surfactant protein Ba
Exons: 10
Coding region: 38-1009 (323 amino acids)
Biological process (GO): lipid metabolic process
Source: RefSeq, a predicted model, not a curated record
UUCACCACGCGGUGCUUUAUCACGGUUGGGUAACAGGAUGGCUGGCGUUAACCUUGUGUUGCUUGGCUUUCUGGCUCUCCUUGCUGCAGCAAGAGCAAGAUCUGUUGAUGCUGCAUUUGAAGACGUCAGAAUGACUAUGUCAGGAGACAGCUGCAAGGACUGCACCCAAAUCAUGGAGCUUGUCAAAGACCUGAUCUCAGACCAGGAUGUACAAACUAAAAUCAAGACGUCGCUGGACAAGCUGUGCAGUAUGCUGCCUGCCCCAGCUUCAAAAAUCUGCCAGAAUCAAGUGGACCAAAAGCUACCCAUAGUCAUCACCUUCAUCACCGGCAUCAUCCAACCUGGACAGGUGUGUACGUUUCUGGGGCUCUGUGACGGCCAGUCCAGCGGCAAAAACUGCGUUCACAUGAUCCGUAAUGUUCGUGAGGCUUUGAUGUCACAGCCUGCAGAGACUGCUGUGGCUGACCUGCUUGGGGGUAUGUGUGGCGCGUUACCCCCGUUUUUUCGGGUCCAGUGUGAGGGGAUAAUCCAGAGGUACAUCAAGAUGCUCUUUGACAUGUUCCUCAGUCCCACCUCCCCAAAUUCCAUCUGCUCUCUCCUCCGUCUGUGUCAGAACCAAGAACUGCCCCUCAUCAGAGUAACUCCUGCUGUGUCUGACUGUGACUCCUGUCUGACUCUGGUGGUUUUGACUCGUCUGCGUCUGGGCUCCAAUGCCACUGAGGACCAAACCACCUCCUUUCUGGACACUGUGUGCCGGCUGCACCCCAGCGCCCUGCCAAAGUGUGAGAGCUUCACCCAACGCCAUGGCAGACAACUCAGAGGAGUUCUGGGUCAAAACGGGGCAGCCCUGCAUGUGUGUGAGAAAGCAGAUUUGUGCGCGCCAGUGAAAAAGAUGCCUGUCACAGCCGGAGACCCGUGCACUCUUGGUGUCAGCUACCGAUGCAAAGAUUUCCAGACUGCUCUGGCGUGUGGGGCUGUGUCUUUCUGCCAGCGGAAUGUAUGGAAGUAGGUUCGUGCCGUGCUCUGAAACUAAUGGCUCUGGACAGCGAUAUUCCGAUGGCACUAGAGUUGCUCUUUGAUCCACUGCUCCUGUCUACAACGAUUUUUCACCAAAAACCUGAAAUCAGCAUAGCAAAGUGACCCAGUGUGUGAACUAUUUUUUUUUUUUCGGAAUCAUUUCCCCCCCUGACAUGUCAGGUCACUCCAACCUCGCGGUGAACUUCUGCGCAGUUUGCUUUUCUAAUCGUAGCCUAUACAAACAUUUCCGAGCCAAAAUAAAUUUACUGUCGUGUAUUUCUUUAGUUACAAACGGCAACAUUCUGUGUGUGAUACAUACAACGCUACACCCAAAUAAUGCGAUUAACUGCAGCACAGUAAAGAGCAAAUGCAACGCAAACGGCUUUAAGACUUGUAAACAUGAUAAACCGUGUGUUUCAGAAAGCGAUGCAUCCUGUCCGCUCGUGCGGACUUUUGACCACGUGCAUACGGCAUCUAAGCUUUCUCUCCGUCACCUCUGCCCUUCCAACUCAUCCACAUUCAGUGGGCUGAUGUGGUGUGAUAGGACAUAGUAUGUGUGCACGUGUGUAUUUUG